AUGGCAGAUGAAAUGGAGACCUGUGUGUCUUACUACACACCAGACAGGAAGUUUGUGCAGAAGUUUUCUUGCCCAAGGCUGGAGGAGACCUCUGACCAAGUGUAUUGCUGUGGGUUUGUGGACUUCAAAUACUGUUGCAACGAACCUGGCAAUUAUUUCCCCUAUGAACAUGGAUACAUGUGGAGCCUCAGUAUAGGCGCACUGAUUGGACUGGGAAUCGCUGCCCUUGUUCUUCUGGCGUUCCUCAUCAGUGUGUGUGUGCUCUGUUAUCUGUUUCUCUACACCAAGCCUCAAAGAUUAGAUUCUGGGCUGAAGCUACACAAUCUUGAGAAUGCUUCUACAAGAGAAACUAUGAACAACAAGACAAAGCCAGAGGCCUCAGAUAAAAGAACAGGCUCAUCAUCAAGAGGAGAGACCUCAUCUGGGGCUGUAAAAAUACUGAAUGAAAAAUUGCAGGCUACUGUGACAUAG
Polyodon spathula (Mississippi paddlefish) is the source of this 471-nucleotide messenger RNA. RefSeq names its product protein shisa-like-2B. The coding region runs from base 1 to 471 and encodes 156 amino acids. The transcript is spliced from 3 exons. NCBI's taxonomy places the organism in Eukaryota, Metazoa, Chordata, Actinopteri, Acipenseriformes, Polyodontidae. The record is from RefSeq and is a predicted model, not a curated record.